CAACUCUACUUCACUGGGAGCAGCACAGGAGAGCCGCCAGUCCGAGUCCCCGGAUCACUGCGGACAAAACGCGCAGCAAACGGAGACCGGAGCGGAGCCCCGGUCACCGCGCGCGCCUUACGCCGCUCCGCGCACGACGGGAUGGUCAGGCUCUGGAGCCCUGAACGCGUUGGACUUCGCGAGGCGGGAUUAAUAUAGAGAAGUUGCAAGUGUGGCUUUUGCGCUUUGAAGAGGAUUUUUGGCCGCUUUUUUCUCCCAAGCGCGGACGUCAAGACUUUGUGAAUAAUUAGUUGCUGGAGUUUCUGUGAACAACCUGGUUCUGUCAGAACGCGAACAUCUCGGUCAGUGGUGGGGAGUUGUUGGACGGUGUCCUGCAGCGCCUGCGGCGGCCGUUCUGCUGGAGAGAAUGCAGAUGGAGGAUGCCGCCUGAGCUGGAGCCGGGCCUCACUGCUCUACGCCGCACCUCUCCUUCCAGAGGAAUGAGGGCUCUGCGGCCAUCCCUCUGGCUGUGUCUCCUCCUGCCUCUCUGCGUCACUCCGGCCAGGCUGCCCACCGCUGAGCCCACAGACUCUGCGUCCAGUGAAACAGCCUUCCUGGAGGACGUGGUUCUGGGCUUGGGCGACCCGCUGGAAAUAUCCUGUGAAAUAGAAGACCCCUCGGAGCCCAUCACCUGGUUUAAAGACGAUGCUUGGCUGUUGCCGACCAACCGAACGCGGGUCAGCAACCGGAUGCUGCGCAUCAUCAACGUGUCGUACGAGGACUCUGGAGUUUACACGUGUCGGCUCGCCCGUACCAACGCGCUGCUGAGCAACUACACCAUCAAGGUGACAGAUUCUCUAUCAUCUGGUGACGAUGAAGACUAUGAUGAAGAUCUGGACGAUGCAGGUACUGGAAAAGCGGCGGCGCCGUACUGGACCAAGCCUGACCGAAUGGACAAGAAGCUGCUGGCGGUCCCGGCAGCCAACACGGUCAAGUUCCGCUGUCCAGCGAAUGGAAACCCCAUACCCACAAUCCACUGGCUGAAGAAUGGCAAGGAGUUCAAGGGCGAGCAGAGGAUGGGGGGCAUCAAGCUCAGACACCAGCAGUGGAGCUUAGUGAUGGAGAGCGCCGUGCCGUCAGACCGCGGGAACUACACCUGUGUGGUGCAGAACAAGUACGGCACCAUCAGCCAGACCUACCAGCUGGAUGUUCUCGAGCGAUCGCCUCACAGGCCCAUCCUCCAGGCGGGCCUGCCGGCCAAUCAGACGGUGUUUGUGGGCAACGACGUGGAGUUUCAUUGUAAGGUUUACAGCGACGCUCAGCCGCACAUCCAGUGGCUCAAACACAUCGAGGUGAACGGCACUCGAUACGGCCCCGACGGCGUUCCGUACGUCAACAUCCUGAAGACGGCUGGUAUUAACACCACCGAUAAGGAGCUCGAGGUCCUCUUCUUGUCCAAUGUGUCCUUUGAGGAUGCGGGCGAGUACACUUGUCUGGCAGGGAACUCUAUCGGCUUUACUCACAACUCUGCUUGGCUGACGGUGCUUCCAGUUUCAAACCCCAAGUUGGAGGAUGAGUACGCCGACAUCCUCAUCUAUGUGACGGGAUGUGUGCUCUUCAUCCUGGCUGUGGUUAUUGUCAUCCUCUGCCGGAUGAGGAUGACCACGCAGAAAACGGUCCCCGCACCUCCCGUGCAGAAACUCUCAAAGUUCCCUCUCAAGAGACAGCAGGUUUCCUUGGAUUCAAACUCCUCCAUGAACUCCAACACACCUCUGGUCCGGAUCGCCCGCCUGUCAUCCAGCGACGGGCCGAUGCUGGCCAACGUGUUAGAGCUGGAGCUGCCCUCUGACCCCAAGUGGGAGUUUCCUCGGACACGGCUGACUCUGGGCAAACCUCUAGGGGAGGGCUGCUUCGGUCAGGUGGUCAUGGCUGAGGCCAUCGGCAUUGAUAAGGAGAAGCCCAAUAAGCCACUGACUGUUGCUGCAAAAAUGCUGAAAGAUGAUGCAACGGAUAAAGACUUGUCAGACCUGGUAUCAGAAAUGGAGAUGAUGAAGAUGAUAGGCAAACACAAAAACAUCAUCAACUUGCUUGGAGCUUGCACGCAGGACGGUCCUCUAUAUGUCCUGGUGGAGUUUGCCUCAAAGGGGAACCUGAGGGAGUACCUGCGAGCGCGGCGGCCGCCUGGCAUGGACUACUCCUUCGACACCUGCAAAAUUCCAGAUGAGCAGCUCACCUUCAAAGACCUGGUGUCCUGCGCCUAUCAGGUGGCCAGAGGCAUGGAGUACCUGGCUUCGCAGAAGUGUAUUCACAGAGACCUGGCAGCCAGAAACGUCCUGGUGACCGACGACAAUGUGAUGAAAAUCGCAGACUUUGGACUUGCCAGGGAUGUGCACAACAUAGACUACUACAAAAAGACCACCAACGGUCGCCUGCCCGUGAAAUGGAUGGCUCCGGAGGCUCUGUUCGACCGGGUCUACACGCACCAGAGCGAUGUAUGGUCUUACGGGGUUUUGCUGUGGGAGAUCUUCACCCUGGGAGGUUCUCCAUACCCGGGAAUCCCAGUGGAGGAGCUCUUCAAGCUGCUGAAGGAGGGACAUCGGAUGGACAAACCUGCCAACUGCACUCACGAGCUGUACAUGAUCAUGAGGGAGUGCUGGCAUGCGGUCCCCUCCCAAAGGCCCACGUUCAGACAGCUGGUUGAAGAUCUAGACCGGAUUUUAUCGAUGACCUCCACAGAUGACUACCUGGACCUGUCGGUGCCCUUUGAGCAGUAUUCUCCCACCUGUCAGGACUCCAACAGCACCUGCUCCUCUGGAGACGACUCCGUGUUUGCCCACGACCCGCUGCCCGACGAGCCCUGUCUUCCAAAGCAGCUGCCCAGCAACGGCGUGAUCAGGACAUAAAAGCGCCGCUGGGUGGGGGUUCCUGUCACAGUUCCCCUCCCAAAACCCCUGGAGGUCUAAACUCACCAUGCAAUACUUCCACAGCUCUUCUGCUCGUCUUAAACUUUUUAAACGAGGUUUUUUUUCUUCCAGAAUUGAAGGAAUUUUUUCUUUUCUUUUGCCAGUGAACCGUAGUCGUGCUCUUUUCGGAAAAGAAAGUAUAUUUUUUUACUCGGGCCAGUCUUUUGCUACCGCGUGUGGGGAAACCAUUCCGUGCCUACUGGGAAUAAACCUCCAGACGCUGAAGAAAAAAGGAUGCGAGGAGGAAAUGAUGGGCAUUUAUGAGUGACAGCGAGCAAGAGCCUGGUUUUUGAUUGGCUCUUGUCUGCACAGACCCCUCAGAUAGAAACAAAAGGUCUGAUCCAAAAGCAAAGGGAUGCAGAAAAUCAAAAAAUCGGCAAAGAAAUUUACUCCCGAAGAGAGCGUCUUCGUCCCAUCUUCAUCACAUGCAGCUUUGUUUGCAAAGCAGUUCAGGGCUGAUCACUAAACAAGGGUUCCAAGACUUUUCUAUCGGCUAUCCAGAAGAGGGUUUAGUGUAAAUAUAUAUUAGCAAAUGGGUAUCAUAUUGCUGUCUACAGCCAUGUACUUUAAAGACAAAAAAUGUAAGAUAAUAUGUGAGAAUGGAAGACACUGUCCUUGUAAAACAUGUAAUCAUUUAAAAGGUUUAUUUGAAUAAUUAACAUGUAUAUUUGUAAAGAUAUUUAUAGACUUAACAUGCGGUUUGGAGUCUGAAAGGUCUAGUGUAGAAUUUUAGUACUGUACACACAGAUUUUUAUUUCAACGUUUUGUAACUUAUUUUACAGCGGAACCUAUUGUCGCAGCUGGCGGUCUCUUCCAGGUUGUGAUCCAUCUUUUUUUUUUUUUUCUGUUUGUUUACAGUUUUAUAAAAAUGCAUUAUGUACGGGCGACAAGA
This is a messenger RNA of Oryzias latipes (Japanese medaka), 3834 nucleotides long. RefSeq names its product fibroblast growth factor receptor 3 (gene fgfr3). Lineage: Eukaryota; Metazoa; Chordata; Actinopteri; Beloniformes; Adrianichthyidae. Gene Ontology annotation, molecular function: fibroblast growth factor receptor activity; fibroblast growth factor binding; ATP binding. The record is from RefSeq and is a predicted model, not a curated record. Gene Ontology annotation, biological process: positive regulation of cell population proliferation; positive regulation of MAPK cascade; multicellular organism development. Gene Ontology annotation, cellular component: signaling receptor complex; plasma membrane.